Micropterus salmoides (largemouth bass) is the source of this 3454-nucleotide messenger RNA. It is a transcript of the gene arfgap2, whose product is annotated as ADP-ribosylation factor GTPase activating protein 2. Gene Ontology annotation, biological process: COPI coating of Golgi vesicle. The transcript is spliced from 17 exons. NCBI's taxonomy places the organism in Eukaryota, Metazoa, Chordata, Actinopteri, Centrarchiformes, Centrarchidae. Gene Ontology annotation, molecular function: GTPase activator activity. Bases 55 to 1710 code for a protein of 551 amino acids. The record is from RefSeq and is a predicted model, not a curated record.
GGCACGCGGGGAUCCGUAGUGACGCCACUUGUUGGAAAUUGUCAGAGUGGCAAGAUGGCUACGGAACCAAAUAAGACCGAAAUCUUAACCAUUUUCAAAAGAUUAAGAUCCAUUCCUACAAACAAGGUAUGUUUUGACUGCGCUGCCAAAAACCCCAGCUGGGCGAGUAUAUCCUAUGGUGUGUUCUUGUGCAUUGACUGCUCUGGCAUCCACCGCUCCCUGGGAGUGCAUCUAAGCUUCAUCCGGUCCACCGAGUUAGACUCUAACUGGAACUGGUUUCAGCUUAGAUGUAUGCAGGUUGGAGGCAAUGCCAAUGCGACUGCAUUCUUCCGCCAGCACGGCUGCUCCACAAAUGACACCAACGCCAAGUACAACAGUCGUGCAGCCCAGAUGUACAGGGAGAAGAUUCGGCAGCAAGCAAAUGCUGCGUUGUCUAAAUAUGGCACAGAUCUGUGGAUUGACUCUUCUGCAGGAGGCACUCAGGCGGCUCCUGAGAAGAAAGAGAGUGACUUUUUUGCUGAACAUACACUGCCUGCUAACGACUGGAGCAUGGCGCCGCACUCUGAGCCAGAGCAGAAUGGAGCCACUGUCACUCCACAGCUGACGGACACAACGGCCAAAGGCCAGGAUGACAACCAGCCAGAAGAAGGACCCAGCAUCGACGGUCUGAGCACAUCACCCAAAGCCUCCAUUGAGGACUCCAUGCGUUUGUCAUCACUGGACGGAUCACUUGGGACACCCAAAGAUGUGAAGCCUUCCAUCAUUGGAAAGAAGAAGCCCAUGGCUGCCAAAAAAGGGCUCGGUGCAAAGAAAGGUCUCGGUGCCCAAAAGGUGAGCAGCAAGAGUUUCUCAGAGGUGGAGAAGCAGGCUCAAGUAGCAGAGAAGCUGAGAGAAGAGCAGGCCGCUGAGGCCAAGAAGCAAGCUGAGGAGUCCAUUGUGACCUCGAUGCGUUUGGCUUACAAAGAACUGGAGAUCGACAGGAAGAUGGAGGAAAAAAAGCUUCAGAACCUGGAAGGCAAGAAGCGAGAGCAGGCCGAGAGACUGGGCAUGGGCUUCGGCAACAGGAGUGCUGUGUCUCACUCAGUGAUGUCAGAGAUGCAGGUGAUUGAGCAGGAAACUCCUGUGGGAGCCAAGUCCUCCUCUCGCUCCAAACUGGACAUGUUUGAUGAGCCGGGUUUCACCUCUGGACCCCCGAAAUAUAAGGACAACCCGUUUACAGUGGGAGACAGUUUUGGAUCCAGGUGGGAUACUGAGGGAGGGACCGCCUCCUUUACCACCUCCUGGGCUCUGGAGAAAGAGGACCCCAAAGAGGAGGUCACCAUCUCUAGUAUUCAGCCAAUUGGAGAAAGACUUCCCAGCAGAAGAAAAGCCGAGGUAUCAGCUCCGGUGUCCGAGUCCAGUGAGGCCAGACAGAAGUUCGCGAAUGCCAAGGCGAUCUCUUCGGACAUGUUCUUUGGCCGGGAGAGCAGCGCGGAGUAUGAGGCGAAGACAAGACUGGAGAACAUGUCUGGAAGCACCUCCAUCAGUUCAGCUGACCUGUUCGGGGACGGCAGCGACCAUAAAGGGAGGGCGUCGGGCUUUGACAGUGUGCUCCCCUCCGGGCCGGACAUCGCACAAUUCAAACAAGGAGUCAAGACCGUAGCGGGCAAGAUGGCUGUCCUCGCCAACGGUGUCAUGAAUACAAUCCAGGAUCGCUACGGCUCCUACUGAUCGGCCCCGAGAGGCUAGCAGCAACCUGUGGGAAGACAUGCUAACUAACGCCUGUGUAGAGCCAACCAGCCUCCUCACUGACACAAGCAUUUUGGCGAAGUAGAUGGGACGAGAGCGAGACGGGACGCAGAAAGGAUUGCAUGGGGAAAAGAAAUCGUCCCUCUCGCUCGUCCUCUUUUAGAGACAAUUUUACAGGAGUGAAGACAGCGUUUUCUUCUCUCAUUCUCAUCUGCAGACUCCUGAGUUUUAUUUUCAUAAAGGAAACGAUUGAAAGGUGUAAUCUUUUCUAAACCAAGAGUGAAGUUGUAAUUUACUGUUGAGAUUUUUUUUUUUUUUUUGGGUCUUAGUUUUCAAACUGACGUCGGAGUUAAUUCUACUACAUUUUAUUCCUUAUACAUAAAGUGUUGUUUUUGAUUGAUAUUAUCAGAUACUUCAUUCUUAAGAUGUUUCUUUGUUUUUGUUUCGUUGUGAUAUUAAAAAAGUUGCAGUAUAUAUUUUCAACUUUAAGGAUUAAUUUGAACAACAAAUCCACAACGUUGCAUUCAGUGUCGCUGCUGUACACUUACACUAGAGUUUGUCCACAGGUUGUUGUUUUUUUUUCAUUUACAUAAAGCACUGUCUUGACGAUUUCACACAAUUUGUGAGCUUGGACUUCUGAGCAUUUCUGCCUGGGUGAAAGUAUAUGAAACAUUGGAGCAUCAAACAUUUGAUGUCCUAGCUGCUAGGGUUAUUUAUUAUCUGUCUUUUUAAAAAUGGUUGAACACACAAGUGGUCCAGCGUCUAAUUUGUUGGCCACGGCCGGCCCACUCGUGUUCCAACAUACAUGACAAACGAAUUAGAAAUUAGUGAUUAAACCCAAACAGUAGUUGUAAAAAAAGAGACAUCAAAUGAGCAUGAAGUGUCAUUUAAAGUAUUUAGAUAAUAAGGAAAACCUUGAUCCUUGAAGUCAGAACGUGCAGAGUCCCAGCUCAUAAAACCAUGACACGGUUUUGACUAUGCAUCACCAUGUUACGACCUUCGAAGGCGUCUGACUUCGAUGUCUUGCGGGUUGAAUCUGAAGUCUGCCUCGGUGUACCUCAACCCCCGAAAAAAAAACCACCACAUUUUUCCUGCCUUUUUUUUCCCUCCCUCAGUAGUUUAACCUUUUUAUUUUGGAAGGCUGAUGACUGAAAGUUUACGGUUUUUUUCUGCUCUGUUUCAGACGUAUUGGCCAAUGAAAAAAUAUUCCUGAUAUUCACGGUGUAAAACAAAUCGUAAUGAUUGUACAUAUAACAGAUUUUGAGACAAAAUCUUUUGUCUUCGGGAAAAGGAACCGUUUCAGUAUUUCUCUAAUACUGUUGAACUGAAUUUCAAGUGAAUACAACAAAAGCCGUCUAGUAUGAACCCUUGUGAUAAACCACUUCCUCAGCGAGGUGUCACAGCUUACAUCUCUUACCAGUUUCCUGAUUGUGAUGCAGCUAAACCUCAGUACCUUCCCCCUGUGUGUUCCCGGCAGACUUGACAUUCAACAAGUUUUUGAAAGGCCUGAUGAGAGGUCUGAAAACCGGUUUGUAAUUUUCUUUGAUAGAUCAGAUGGUCAUAUUUUUUUUUUUUUCCUAGCGUGGCCAUGCCUGUGUAUGUCCCACCCGUGAUAAACUCUCCGAAAAGUAACCCACAUGUGGACUCAAAGGAUGAAACAUUAAACUAUUUAUUUGUAGGCUACAAAAAGAAACUUAUUCGGUAUGUUAAUAAAGAUUCAAAACCU